UAUAUGGAAAAAGGGAUUACAUCAGGCACGACGAAGUAUACAGUUGGAAAUUUUGCUGCAGGCGAUUCCGCCGGUUGAAUUAAUCGCCAAUUAAAUUUAAUCAAAAAUCGCCUUCGGUCAAUCGAGUCCGUCGAAAGGUCAUCCACGACUCCACGUCGAUCCGAUACUCGUCACGCGCGAACGCAACGUCAACGUCAACGAACGUCAAACCGCGAGAGGUGAGCUGUCCGAGUGCAUCGGUGGCGCAUCGGACUUCGGAGUCGUCAGUCUCCGAUAGCCCGAUCCCGAGAGACCCGAGAUUCUCCCGAGGGCCCGAGGGGGAAUCGGAGUUCGAAGUAUAAUCAGAUCGGAAGUUCGGAAGCGCGCGUCGCGCCACACGGUCCCGCCGGAUACAGCUGGAGGACAGCUGGGACUACCGACGAUCGACCGUUUACGUGUCCGGGAGUUCGAGAGCCGUCGGAGGUCGGAGGAUUACCUGGCGGGGAACUUGGCACUUGAGGAGUGAUUUCAAGGACUCGAGGCUGCGAGCGGUAUGUCGACUCGGUGAAUCGCCGCUGGAUUCCUGGUGGAGGGAGAGCGAGACGGCCGCGCGGCGGGGGAACGGCGGCCGCGCGACGACGAGAUAACCAAACCGAGAUAGCGGGCCGACCGCGACGGCAGGUUCGGCUCGUGUAAACACAGACGCGUAGACGCGAGCGAUGAACGAUCGCGGCCCAGUCGGUUCGUCUGGUGAGAGAACGAGAGGGUACCGCGGUGCCCGCUUUAUCUGAAGCCACGAUGUGCCGCGCGAUAAGACCCGCAGCGUAACUGGGGAACCUCGUUGUGACUCAUUGUGCCGUGAGGUAGAAAUCUGGAAUCAUGUAAAGUGACGUGGAGAAACAGCAUCGUCGCAGCGUAGUUUGUUUAGUCGCGAAAGAUAGAGAGAGAGACGCAACAAUGGGUUCCAUCGCUCUGGAGGAGUACGAGUUGAUGAAGGACUCGAAGUAUCGGGUCUAUGUGUCCGCUGUCGACAAGGCCCUGAAAAGCUUCGAGUACACGAGCGAAUGGGCAGAUUUAAUUUCUGCCUUGGGAAAGCUCAACAAAGUGCUGUUGAGCCAUAUGAAGUUUCCCGUUAUUCCAAGGAGAAUCAAAAUAUCGAAGAGAUUAGCCCAAUGCAUGCAUCCGGCGUUACCUUCUGGUGUUCACUUAAAAGCUUUAGAAACGUACGACAUUAUUUUUAAGUGUAUGGGCACUAAUAGGCUCAGCCAUGAGCUCUUCAUUUAUAGCGCAGGGCUAUUUCCGUUAUUGGGUCAUGCUGCUAUGAAUGUCAGGCCGUCAUUGUUAACUGUAUACGAGACGCACUUUGUGCCACUCGGCGAAAGGUUGAGACCAGGAUUAAGUGGUUUUUUAAGCGGCGUCCUCUUGGGCCUAGAAGAUGGAUCUGAUCAUUUUGACAGAACUAACUCCUUACUGGAGAAAGUGUGCGAGGGUGUGGGUGCGGAACACUUUUAUGCAUGUCUCUGGGACUGCUUGGCUUCAAACUCUGGCAUUCGAUUGCCUGCAAUAUCGUUUGUGCUAGCACAUUUCAACAAGAAGCUAUCAAUGGAGGAGCAAAAAUAUAUUAUGGGUACUAAUACUAAAAUUAUGAUUUCAGCCUUAUGUGCUGGAGUGCGAGACACUUCGGUGUUGGUGCAGAGAAGCGCACUGGAUUUUCUGUUGAUAGGCUUUCCUAUGCACAACAGUCAGUUAACGCAUCAAGAUAUGAUAUUGUUAAUAAAAGCUGCUCUAGUUACUAUAUUGCGAAGAGACAUGAGCUUAAACAGACGUUUGUUUGCUUGGCUGUUGGGCACUGAAGUGAGCACAUCGAUUUUAAAGAAGAAGACCCAUGCAACUGCAGAUACUAAAGAGGAUGUAACGUACUUUGAUAUGUAUUCGAAGGAAAUGCUAGUCGAAGCGAUAAAAUAUCUGCUUAAAGAAGUGUGUGAAGAAAAUUCGCAAGAUUUGAAGCCAUAUAGGAUACUUGUCUCGUUACUUGAUAAGGUGGAUAUUGGACCAAUAAUUUUGGAUGACAUUCUGUUUGAAGUGUUUAGAACAUUUUAUAAUGCAUGCAAACAAUCCGUGUCGAGUCACACACCGAAAGCGAAUGAAGUGGUGAAGUCAGCGAAUCUGUUAUUUUCGACUCUGGAACCGUCGUACAUAUGGAUACAUUGCGGGCAUCUGUUUGAGAAAGCCUGUAAUACCAGAGCGAAGACGCAAGUCGCGAUCGAAGACGUCGCUGUCAGACCGGUCGGUAGUGGAAUGCCGAAUCUCGUGGAAGUAUGCGUGCUAACGGAAUUUUUACUUGAGACUGUGUCGUUGGACGCGUUUAUCGACACGCCGUCUGAACAUCUUCCUGGCUUAUUUUACGAAAUAACCAGCAAGCUUUUAUAUCACAGUAAUAUCCUGUCCCCGAUGGAAAUUUCGAAAAGCCUCAAAUUGUGCGGCAAGAUCUUGUCGAGAGUGCAACCAACGAUGAUAACGGCUCAUGCGGACAAGUGUGGUGAAGUAGAUACCAAGUUGGACACGUCUCUGAAUAACAUUACAGUUCCCAGCGAUAAUUCCUUAACGGCGAUCCCUUUAGAGAAGAGUCAGUCGGAUAGUAAAUUGAAUAAGCCCGACACGUCCAGUAUCCCCUUCGUGGAGAAAAGCCCAAGUACAAGGAGAAGAGCCAAUUCCGGCGGUGCCGCUAAAAGGAACGAGAAGAAGUCGAAGAAGAAGGCGAGCAAAAGCACUCCCAAAUUAAACGACACAUACACUAUACAAGCCGAUGGCAGUAGCAUAUCCGUUAUAGUGAGCGAAGACCCGAAACCUUUAUCUAGAAAUAAAAGCAUGGACGAUAUUAAAGCGAGCUGCAUUGAGACCGAUGGAAUCUCUUCGAAGAAUCAAUCUUCGGACAGCCGUCUAGCCACGUUGAAAAACUUCAAGAAUGUUACUCCAAUGGGAUCGACGGGAUCCUUGUGUAGGGGACCAUCUCCGGCGUUUCAGGCACAGCACUCCAUGUUGGAAAAGUGCCUGCGGCAAUACGAAAUAUUUUAUGUUAAAUUAAUUAGCAAUCGGAUACUUAGCAAGGAGAGAACAGUACAGGAUAUGUUCGAUCAUUUAGUGGUGUCUUAUCCGAGAAAGAGUUUUGACGAGAGAAUGCGUUACUUGGAAUUCUUGCUGAAUUCCAGAUUAAACAUAGACGAUUCCGGAUUCUUUAGUCAAGACACAUCCGUAACCGAGGAUACCAAGUGCCUGGAUAUUUUUCACCUAUUUCUCGAUAUGGCAGCGCAAUCGGAGUGGAUCGAAGCCAUGAAAAUAGCGUCCAGCUUGUUUGUCGAGUUGUCCACAUUUCCAAAGUACUUUUUGCCCGGCGACGACGUACUCGUGGAGGAGGAGCCAAAGUUCGAGCACGUCCUUCCGGAUUGGUUGAAAGUUUUAAUAGUUUGUUCCUGCUGGUUGCAGAAACAACCCGCGUUACAGUUAACGAGCAUCGCCACGUUAUUGGACUUGGUGGCAUUGUUGAAGGCACACAAUGACGUCGAGACACAUCCGAAAAGUGGAGAAGGUGUGACGACGGUUAUUAUCGUGCCUCUGUUGAAGCAAUGGCAUGUAACUUACUUGAUGCAGUAUACUAAUGUGUUUCAGGUAUUGGCACAUUCCUUGUGGAAUCAUUUGGGCGAACUUCCCGCUCAUAAGUUCAGGAUGCGUUGCGUAGAACUUUUGCACGAAUUGCAUCACGCUUUAUACGAUUCCUGCAACGCGGUCGAAGAUCUGAUAGGAUCUGCGCUCAUUUCUGAGAAUCCCGAGAAGAGGAUCGAGGCAUUCGGUAGAUUCGCCACUUUGUGGCAUUUAGGACGAGAAAUCGAAACGAAUCCAAGGUUGCGUGGCUGUCUCAGAACUUUUGACCAAUCCUUAUUGAAAAUAUUGGACAAUCUUCAGCUUGCGGAUAAUUCGCCGUUAAAGCUGCAGGCUCAAUCGUGGCUGCUACAUUCCUUGAUGCGCGGCGACAUAUCGCGCGUAAUAGAUCCCCUGCUGACAAUACUAUUAGAUCCAUCCACAUGUCGUAUGAGCGUCCUUCACGUCAGUAUACAACACAGUAAUACCGUCCUAACGAAGAACGAUCCCGUGGAGGAGAAAUCGGAGGUACAGGACGACACGGAGGGUGCAGCGAAAAUUUACGCGAUUAGUUCGGUCGAUGGUAAUGUGAUAUAUCACGUGAGCGAUAGCGUGGACGAGGAUAAAAGGUGGAAGAAGGGUAAGAAGAAGAAGCCGGCGAUAAAUCCUGUGAAGAUAAAACGAAUUUUCGCGGUGACAACGCUGGCGACUAGUGAUAAUUGCAAUCACUAUGUCACGGAGAAAAAUCAGUUUAUGAAGGAACUCGAGGUACCGCCCAGUAUAUCCGGCAACAGGAAGAUUUCCGUGUUUGUAAAUCCCCUCUCGAUCAACUGUAACGAAAAUUCAAAUGACUCUUUGACGGAGGACGAUUCGUUGCCCAGUAUGCGUAAGGGAACGGAGUUGCUGAAAAAUGCCACCCGUUUCAAGAAAAUUGAUUUCGACAAAGGUUCUACUGCCAGUUUAGACGAGAGUCUUUUCGAAUCGACGAAUUCCAGCUUGAAGGCAAAGGAUAAGAGUAGCUACAAGAAGUUGAACGACGAUGUCGAUUCGUCGUCGGAUUCCAUAACGAAUAGCUUGGACUCGAGCAGUCCCGAAGUAACUAACAAACAGUCGAAGCAAAAGAAGGAAACUGUCAUAAUGCCGGGCAGUUCCAGGGAGGUGGCGGGCACUAUCAUAAAGGGCAGAUAUUACAGCACGAACGAAUUCAGCGCGAAUUACGAUCAUGAUAUCGGCAGUUUCGAAGCGAGCGCGGAGGUGCCCAGCUGGACGAUGGACGACGACGACGGCGAACUCGAUGUCAGCACCACUGCGGAAGAGUACUUCAGCAAUUCCAGCUGCACCAGCAUAGUCGAAGAGAUUCUGAACGAAGUGCUCGAUCGUGCAAUGCAAUUGUGCGACAUCGCCGAACCACCUAAAAGCGAGGAAAUUCCACAGCAUAACGCGAAAACUAAUCGAAAUGUCGGCCUCGGUGUUCACAACCUUCACUCUCACAUGUUGCUCUACUGUGGGGUGUACGAUUCGGCCAGGACUCUUUAUGCUCUGCGUACCCUCAGGAACGAACUAUUGACGAACAUGCGAAUGUUUCUGUGUUGCGCGGCAACAACCGGUGUGACGAACGCAACAAAGAACACAGUGUUAUUAAACUUGUUGGCAAGACAUAGGAAAAGUGUGUUUGGCCGGAACUUUCAUGGUGAUGUAGCUAAUACGGAAUUCAUAGCGGCUUACAGGAGUAGCAUGUAUCUGGAAGUGUUGAUAAGCGUAUGCCUGUAUUUCGCGAGAAGCUACUAUCCAAAUCUGGGACAGAUGAGACUUACGUGCGAAGAGAUCGCUGGUAAUCGCCAGGUACAACUUGCGAGUGCAGAGUUACUGACGCUAAUAUUUUCCGAAUUAAUCCCGAUCGUCCGCGAUUCUGGAAAAGGCUUUAGCUGCUACAUAGUUGAUUUAUUGACUAAAUGUAAAGUACAAAAAGUUGCUCUGCACUGUCUUGUGUCCAGUGUUAUGAGCAUGAAGAACGCUCACAAGGAGACUGAGGAUGUCUCCACGUUUACUGAAGAAAUCGUGUUAUUUAAUGACCCGUUUGUCGACAAUGAUGUUAACAAAUGUAAAUAUAGAGCAAGCGAUCAUACGGAAGCUUUCCAGAUACAGUUGUUACGGUUAUUAUUAGCGUUAAUUAUGUUGGAGCAUCAGUGUAGUAGUCAAAAAGGAGAGGAAAUUAAUUUAACGACGUCGCCUAUACCAAGUUCGCCGACACGGACGUCAAACUUGAUCGGGAACAGUUUGAAAUAUGUCUCUGGGGCAGCAAUACCACAGCAACCGAUGUUCCUCGCUAGUAUUCUUAGCGCCCUGCAACUCGAUCACAUGAGACAUCUUCAUCAACAUUGGACCACUCUUGUUACGUCCAGUCUACCUUUUAUGGGACCGUCUUUAACAUCCGUUGUAACGUCGGUUAUUCAUCAGCUGUGCUGCAAUAUUGAGCACCUAGCGUCAUAUUACAUCAGCGAAGAAGCAACAUUGACAUCAAAAUUACAGGAUAUAAGCACAGUGGAAUGCUGCUUGCCUGCAGAUUACACCGUAACACAUUUGGAGGCUUUGACGUACUUGCUGCAUUACUGUCUAUUGGACACCUCUCAGCAAGUUGGAUUCUCGUUUAAUCAACCGUUAAGUGGUACGAUACAAACGGGAAUUCCCGGUGCUAAUCCCGGGCAGAUAUUCAACAAUCUCAUACACGUUUUUAUGCCCAGUCCACUUUCUCCGGAUUUAUCCACAGCGAAGGAUAAAACUGGCGCGAACGAGCUGCAGCAACACGCCAGAAGAACAGCAUUAAGCCAUUUACCAAGAAUAAUAGCAUCAUUGUCUGCUUUAUGGCAAGCGGUUCUGGCAACAAAAGACAACGAACAAGCUAGCUGUGUGGUGGGCAGUCCGAGAAUAGUCAAAUAUCAAUUAUUGGAGCUCCUGUCUCCAAUUUCUUUUCAUCACGGAGCCAACUUCUUGGCUGCAGUCGCGGUUGCAUGGCACGAAAGGCGUCAACCAUCCGCUGCGUCAAAGAAGAUACUUCCGGAAGCCUGCCCUAAUCAGCAAGUAAUGGUUCACCUUGUUAGUGCGAUUCGUGUUAUGCCCAUUGAUACUUUGGUGCACACCGUGCAUCAAGUAGUGAAAACGCCACCGCCGAUACAUGGAAUCAAGCAAGAUUUCUCACUAGAAGUCUCGGUCCUAGAAUUACUUUAUGUCUACAUGCAGAGUAACACGUCGCAAUCGCUUAUCGAGUCUUGGGCAUCCUUGCUCAGUUUAUUAAAGGAUGGUCUAUCGCUAACAGCACCUGCCCAAUUUCUCUUGCUGGCUAUACUGAACGAAUAUGUACAAAAGUGCCCACCUAUGCAAGAGAAGAAAGACAUCAAAGACUUGCAAGACGUGUCUGCGAAGUUGAUCGAAUCGUGUUCGCAAAUAGCCGGUGCCUGUUUAGAGCAAACAACGUGGCUAAGAAGAAAUUUGGCCGUCCGAGAAGACGUUUUCGAGGUGGUGGAAGGCUCUUCGGAAGGUAAAGAGGGAAAAAAUGGUGCUGUAACACCCGGAACCCCACCUAAUGCGGCGUACAGCGUUCAAGCGCAAGCGGUAUUAGCGGAAAUACUCGCACCACUGUUGGAUGUUGGUUACGGUUCGCAAGAGAAGGAGCGCGUGGUAACGCUCCUGACAAAUCUCAUGUACAAUGUUACACCUUACCUAAAGAAUCACACGAUAAAAAAUAUCGCCUCGUUCACCGCUUGCUCUCAACUAUUGGCUUCCUUAUCGGGAUAUCAGUAUACGAGAAAGGCAUGGCGCAAGGACGUUUUAGAUUUGUUGCUCGACUCGGCCUUUUUCCAAAUGAUACCGGCCUGUCUACCGUAUUGGAGAACCAUAAUAGACAAUUUGAUGACACACGACAAUACUACCUUUAGAGAUUUAAUGAAUCGCGUCUCCAUGGCUCAAGGCAGCGGGAUCAGUAUAUUUUCUUCGAAAGAACAGGAGUACGAGCAGAAAGCACAGCUCCUGAAACGUCUGGCGUUCGUCAUUCUUUGCAGCGAAAUGGAUCAGUAUCACAAAUAUAUGCCGGAGAUACAAGAACGUUUAGCAGACAGUUUACGCCUACCCCAAGUAAUCCCGUCUAUUCAGGCGCAAGUGUUUCUCUGUUUUCGCGUACUGCUAUUGAGAAUGUCACCACAACACGCGACAUCCUUAUGGCCGGUCAUAGUUAGCGAGCUUGUUCAAGUAUUCCUCUACAUUGAACAGGAAUUGAGUACAGACAGCGAAGAAUUCAGCUCGCACAUCAAACUGUUGUCCGCUCUGGACUCGUCGUGGGCUGUUAACGCCAGCAACGGACUUCAGGCACACGGGCAUCCUCACUGGUUGCAACUGCAGCUGGCUGCCGCUAAGCUGUUAGACCUCGCGUUGCUGUUGGACGCGCAUAGAUUACCACAAUUUCAGAUGUAUAAAUGGGCAUUUGUCGGAGAUGCAGCGGCAGGCUGUAUGGAUAACAAUAACUUAUCUUCAGACUUUGUGCCGCAUAUUACGAGAAUAGCAAAAUUGAUGGACAGUAAGUUCAAGCCAGAAGGUCCACCGCCGAAAAGGAAUCCGGGGGAGCUUCUAUUAACGUCGAAUAACGUUCGCUCUUUGCAAGAUCUGCACCAUUUCUUCUCAAGCCUUAGUCGUGCUACGUGCGACACAUACGUGCCGAUAAAUAACACGCAACUGGAGACUGUAAUCGAGCAGGACUUCCUUGAGAAAAUGCCGGCCGUGCCAGCGAGAUAGUAAGGAUGCUAUAGUGAAGCUGUAUAAGUAAUAUUCGUUCGUCAAUCGGGAAAAAAAUGUCGUUAAGACGCUUUAUCCUUUGAUAUAUUUAUAAAAAAUAUAUACAAGGUAUCAAGGAAGUUCGCCGCACUUAAUUCUAUACGUAAAUAUUAUAUUGUAUAAAUGUGGCACAAUUAGAAUACAGACAUCCAGAAAACGCGCCAACUGCUUCUGUUAUUAAAUGUUUCGAAGCGUUUGCUUGACAAAUAAAGAAAAAAAAGAGAGAAAAUUUAUUCUGUAUCAAUGAAAAGUAUGCUAAAUCUGAGGACAAACGAAUAUUUGAACGAGUUUUAGUCGCACAAGGAGAAAAAGGAUUGAUACGUCGAGAGCUAUUAAAUGGACAAAUCGAUCGUGAACGAAAUAGGAAAUUUAUUUUAUAAUUAAGAAUCAGGAGUGAAUUUGAAGCGUGUAAAAUAAUCGACAUUUUCUGUUACUGGUUUUUACUUGAUUAAGCUUUCGAUUUGUCUCCUCAUUCGGUUGUGAAUAGUUAUCAGCAUGUAUAAUAUGGCAAGCUAAACUCGCUCGUUGGCCUGCUGUUGUAAAAUUGUAUGGAGCGUGUACAGUGUAACAUAAUAUUUAUACGGAACAAGGUCUUCCCACUAUUUUCUGACACACAACCGUCAUAAUUUUCCCGCCGAUAGCUUUAUUUCUUUUUCUUUAACUUCCCAUGUUAUCGUGCAAUUUAAAGUGACAGAUCGCAGGAGGUAUCUCCACAGGUCUGAGUAGCAAACCCCGCGCUGAAAUGCAGACCAUGAAAGAUGGAUGAACGGAGAGAUAGAAAUUCACUUAAUGCCCCCUUCCCCUCCCCCCGCUUGCAAUACGAAGUGUGCGAAUAUUGAUUGUAGGUGUGGAAGUUCAUGAGAUUUCACAGUGAAACCCCAGGCGGGGUGGAGUGAAGAUACAUUGGGACGGUCCAGUUAUGUUUUCGACGAUGUACCUGCAUUGUUCCCGCAUGCGUCAUCAAGCCAUAGUCUGCCUUUCGUCGCGUUAUCGAAGCAGCUCGCUCGCUUUUAUGCGUUUCGAACUACCUGAUCAGGAAGGCACACCGUGAAGACCUUAUGAACUUCUAUCUUAGUUGUCUAACAUAAAGUUAUCCUUAUUGCCGAACGCUCUUCAUCUUAACGAACAGACUUUGCUAUAUGUAAACCGAUAAAUCGAUAUUACAUAAUGCAGUAUAAUAUAUACGCCGUAUAAAUAACAUGUGCUUGAAAUAAGACAUUAUAUUUUUAUGAGAAAUUAAUAUAUACUGAGAAAAAUCUAAUACCAAGAAUAUCUACUUACUCCGUACGGCAUGCCCGUGCAAGCUUCUGCACACAGUUAGGAAAAAUAUAAGAACUCGAAGAUAAGGGGUCUGUUUUCUGUUGCUGAACUGGCUGCAUUAGUUCAGAGUUUAUCUUUUUUACUCCACAUUGGAAGGAAAAAGAGAAACUCUGAACUAGUAUAGUGCAGAGCCAGUUCAGCAAUAGAAAACAGAUCCAAAAUAAUGGAAUAUAUAACGAGAAAAAAUGUACGUUGUCUAUUUUGCUCAAUAAAAGUUUUAAAGUUGCCCGUUAGGACACAUAUUGUUACUACCUUUCGCAAAUGAGCUUGUAUAUUGCUAAAAGAUCUUUUCUUUCCAACUAAAGUAAUUCUUUUAAUCCAAAGUAGUUCUUUCUUCAGUUUUUCGACCGAUAAAAUAAACCAACCGAUAAAAUAACGAACGAAUGAGAUGGCAGAAUCACAUUGGUAGAUAUUCUUUGUCAAUAAUAAAUGAUCGUGUCAAUAAAAGUGCUAUAUAAAGUGACAUAUAAAAUUUAUACUAUAAAUUUAUAUCAUAUAUUAUAUAUAUCUAUGUAUGUUCAUAUCUAUAUACAUAAUAUCAAUGUUAUAAAUUUAUAUUAUAAAUUCUAUAUACUCGCGACUUGUAUGUAUCUAAUAUAAAAGAAAAAAAUCGACGGCUUACACAGCGGAUUUAUUUUUUUAUACGCAGCAUUUUGAAAGCGUGCGAAUCUGCAAGUCGCAUAUAUAAUAUACAGUAACGUAGCGUCGAAUUAUUAGACACACUAGCUCGAUUUAUUUUGCGUCGCUAUUACUUCGAGAUUGUAAUUCAUUUCUGAAAGGAUAAUUAGUAUCGCAGUAUUAGUUACUACUCGGUGCUAAGCCACCAGUAGUUUAUAUACGAAUAAAUUCAUUCUGACUGCUUUAGA
Temnothorax curvispinosus is the source of this 10622-nucleotide messenger RNA. Its product is annotated as protein dopey-1 homolog. The record is from RefSeq and is a predicted model, not a curated record. Gene Ontology annotation, cellular component: endosome; trans-Golgi network. Gene Ontology annotation, biological process: Golgi to endosome transport. Lineage: Eukaryota; Metazoa; Arthropoda; Insecta; Hymenoptera; Formicidae. The transcript is spliced from 25 exons. Bases 937 to 8397 code for a protein of 2486 amino acids.